Molecule: messenger RNA, 882 nt
Organism: Arachis ipaensis
Lineage: Eukaryota; Viridiplantae; Streptophyta; Magnoliopsida; Fabales; Fabaceae
Source: RefSeq, a predicted model, not a curated record
AGAUCCACUAAAGCCAUGAAUUUACAACUUUACUUGACAAAAAAAAAGGUUAUAACCUUGUUCAGUUUUUGUUUGAAGCCAAAAUUGUUCCAAGAAAUAUGGAUUAUUAUAAUCUUUUGCAUGAAACAUUGGCAAAAGGUAAUGAAGAAAUGAGAGGUAAUAAUAUUUCCAUGUCAAAUCAAAAUAGUUCUAUCAUUUGUCCCAAGCCAAGAAAAGUUGGGAUUUUUGUUACCAUUCCCAAAAGGCAAUUAAGAGUAGAAAAGUUAUGUCAUGAACAACAAAAUGAAGGAUGUGAUUCAAAACCUGGGGUAGAGCUUCUGGACACAAUAUCCAAGGAGAAUAAUUAUUACAUUGAAACACCAUCACCAAACCCAUUUUUUCUCAGGUCCCCUCCUAUUAGAGCAUCUAAUCCUUUGAUCCAAGAUGCUCAAUUUGGAUACCAAAAGUACAUUGCUUCUCCUCAAUCAAUAAAACAUGUAAUGUUACCAUCACCCAUUUCUUCGCCGUCAGCAAGAUCAGGGUUAUCAUCUCCGUCAUCGUUGCACAAAGGAGGGUGCACUGUCGUGAUGAAGUUUGGAAGUAAAUCAGCUGCGGUCAAGGUAAUAGGAUUUGAUUGUCACAUUGCAGUUGCUUGAUCUAAGUAACAAAAAAUGUGUACAUAACAAGAACCUAACAAGGUGCAUUAUUAUAUGACGCUAACAGUGCUAAGAAAAAUUGAGUUGGUGGUGUAUAUAUAUUUGUUAUGGUUUUGUAAUGAUUAUCAUCCUAUGUAUAUGAUUUUGUUUGAUGGCAGUACUCUGGUGGAAACAACAACUGGAGAAAUUAAAUUUGUCAAUAUUAUAGCAUAAUGCACAUAUUAAUAAUCCAUUAAUCGAUUGACAA